Molecule: messenger RNA, 2388 nt
Organism: Lates calcarifer (barramundi perch)
Lineage: Eukaryota; Metazoa; Chordata; Actinopteri; Centropomidae
Gene: uri1
Product: URI1 prefoldin like chaperone
Biological process (GO): negative regulation of phosphatase activity; negative regulation of transcription by RNA polymerase II
Molecular function (GO): chromatin binding; phosphatase inhibitor activity; transcription corepressor activity
Source: RefSeq, a predicted model, not a curated record
AGUUCUACCGUUAGUCCGGGUGUCUUGACGUUGGACAGAGGUGCAUGGCGCAGCGAGAGUGACGAGGAAUAUUUGCUAAUCUUGGGAUAUUAAAACCGUGGAUAUUUUUGGAAAUCAUGCAGAAAUCCUGAAAUGAGAGUGUGAAAUGAUAUCACUUCCGAACGUGUGGAUAACUAUCACUGCCCCAUUGAUGAACACGAGCAGAACGGGUCUCAGGAAUAGCUGCUGCUGCAUUCAUAAACACUUCUUUAGGACUCACAACAACCCCUGAGCUUUGUUUGGGGGUCACCAAACACAGAUUACCGUUGUGCACCCGUGUUGACAAUGGCUGAAAAAGGUAAAAUAAAUAUAGAACAUCACGGCGGAGUUGCCAGGCUCCUGGAGGAACACAAGAAGGUGGUGAAAGACUGUGAGAGUCGGAUUCAGCACUGGAUGAAGGUGUCAGGUGAUUAUGAGGCCCUGACUGACCGUCUUAAAACUCUUCCAGAUCAACUGUCUUAUGACAUCAUGGUGCCAUUUGGCCCUCUGGCCUUCAUGCCUGGGAGACUGGUGCACACCAACGAGAUCACAGUGUUGCUCGGUGACAACUGGUUCGCCAAGUGCUCUACCAAGCAGGCUCAGAAAAUUGUUGAUCACAGGAUGAAGUAUGUAAAGUGCGAACUUGACGAUCUAUCCAAGACAAUGAAAAACUUUGAAGCCAGAGUUGGGUUUGCAAAGGAUUUGGAAACCAUCUCAGCCAGUAAAGGAGACUAUGUUGACAUCAAAGAAGAGGUCGGAAACAAUGACGCUGCUGUCACAAAAGGAAGGCAAAGAAUAGCUCACAAACCAAAUUCUAAGCCCAAACUGGAUGCCAUAUUGGAUCUAAAAGAGGAGGAUGAGGAGAAUGGCGGAGAGGGUGGAGAUGGAGGGAGCAGAAAAGGCAUCAUGACUGAGGAGGAGCUGUGGGCUAGAUUGGACGAACUUGAAAAACUGGAGGAGCUACAAGAUGAGCAGGACAGAUUAUCUGAUAACGCAGACAUGAAUGGUGAGGACACAUCGUCCUCUUCCUCAGAGGAGGAGAAGGAGGGAGAUACUGCCCCUCCUGUAAAUGGACUGAGCCUGAAACCGAGCUGGACCUCCAUGCCUCACAGUAAUGCCCCACAAAACAUAGACCGGAAAGAGGAGGAAUACGACGAGGAAGAGGAGAGCAACUGUUUACCUACCAUCUUUUUCUCUCACACAGUUGAACCCAAGAAGGUGAGGAUAAACACAGGAAAAAACACCACGCUCAAGUUCAGUGAAAGGAAAGAGCAGAAGGAACAUUCAAAGAGGAAAAAGAAAAAUGGGCACAGUAACGGACACUCCCACCACGAACUUCAUAAAAUCACAACACCAGCAGACAUUUACAGGCUGUUUGUGGACGUGAAGAACGGGGAACCCAUCCCCAGAAAGUCCAUCCUGAAGUCGCGGAGCCGAGAGAACAGCGUGUGCAGCGACACGAGCGAGAGCAGUGCAGCCGACUUUGAGGAGCGCCGGAUGAUCGGACGCAGCUUCAGCCACGACGAGGCGACGCACAGCGACACCAGUGACGGCAUCACAGAGGAAGACAGUCCCACGGCGGUGCCACUGCACCCCGCCAGCAGGUUUGAGGCCUUUUCAGGUACAGUGGUAGAAAAGGACCCGAUGCCUUCAGCCAUUCCUCACCUGACCAUCGCUCCGCCUGCUCUGCCAACUAUACUGGAGAGGAAGCAGGAGGAGGUGGCGCCCGACGUCGCCCCACCACAGCAGGCCCCGAAAAGGGUGUCGAAGUUUAAAGCUGCCAGGUUGCAGCAGAAGUGACUGCCUUUUGAUUGAUGAGCAAAUAUCCACAUUUCACAAUAACUUUUAUGUUUCUUUUCUACAGCUGAUCAACUAGACACACACACCAUCCUCUCCUCUCCUUUGUUUCACUCGUCUUUAAUCUAGCUUCACUUCUAACCAUGCAGGGUUUCUGUCUCUAAAUAUGACAGUUAGCAAAUCAGCCUCGUGUGUAACAGCUGCUUUUCAGCAAGCUCCAAACACUAGGAAAUGCAGUCUCCUUUACUUAUCUGCUACUACAGUAUAACAAUUGUCCAUGUUUCUGUUGGGCUUGUUUAAACCAGUUGCUGUCUGUCACACAUUUACCUGUUUACCGCUCUUCUGUUGGUCUGUGCUGUUGCCAGCUUAGGUAUGAAUCUAGGCUGCCGUAGGAUGAGCUGCCUUGUUUUGUUUCUUUCUAAAGUAUUGAUCAUUAAACAGUUGUAGCUCUCAUUUUACCUUCUCUUUGAUCUGCCUAAUGAAUGUAUGUAUUCCUUUGUGACAAGCUUUAUGUAAAGACAAAAAAAGAAUAUUGAUGGAAACUAAAAGCAAAAUAAACGAUUUUGGCUAGAA